AUGUGUUUGAGAGCUUUGCUGCUUGGUCUCUCGGUCUGUGUUAAUAAUCCUACUAUUUCUUUCCAGGACAUAAAUUGGGACUACGUGCUGGUCUGCAAACCCACAUCCACUGACAGCCCUGAAGAACAGAAGAGACAACAUUACAUUUCUGUUCUACUUAAGAAAGGCUUUAAGACCAAGAAAGUCCGGGAUGGAAAGGUAACGUUUUAUGGUGUCCGGGCCCCUACAGAUAUCUUCCACAAAUAUGUCCGGCUACUGCAUAACCCAGAUAAGGGCCACACAUCCAUUGAAAGCCCAGUUUCUCCAACAAGCAGGAUUCGAAUUGUACAUUUCAUUCUUCACAAUACUGCCAUUCUAUUCAGAGGAAAGGAAGAAAAACUGCAGGACCUUAUCAAAACGCAAGUUUUCGAGGCAGCAUUUCCUUUGCACACACGCAAAGAUCAAACCAGAGAGGGACUCAAAAAGAAAUGGGCAAGGUGGCGAGACAUCAUUUAUGUUCAGCCCAUAGAGGAAAUCAGGGCGUAUUAUGGGGAGAAAGUGGCGCUGUAUUUUGCCUGGCUCGGCUGGUACACCAUCAUGCUACUCUACGCUGCUGUGGUCGGACUCAUUGUUUUCUUUUAUGGAUUUGUACAUUUUGACAACAGCCAGAUAAGCCAAGAGAUCUGCAGAGCCAACAACACACUCAUGUGUCCUCUGUGUGAUCAGAACUGCCCCUACUGGCCCCUGUCGGAUACCUGUACAUAUGCCAAGGUGACACAUUUGUUUGACAAUGAAGGCACCGUUUUCUUUGCCAUGUUCAUGGCCGUCUGGGCCACUGUUUUCCUGGAGCUGUGGAAAAGAGCGCGUGCAAAUACCGUCUCCGGGUGGAACCUCUAUAACUGGGACGAAGAUGAGGAGGAGCUCGCCUUGGAGCUGAUAAAUGACCCAGAAUGCACCAUUAAGAAACAUGAACAUUCAUACUGGCGCUUUAUGGCAGUUCUUUUGGGAGCUGCAGUGGUGAUAGCAGUUCUGAUCGGUAUAGCCCAGGCUCUGGUCAUAUAUCGGGUGGUGGUGACUGUGUCCUUCAUGCGCUCAUCAUGGGAAUUCCUACGUGAACAUGCCAAUACCGCAGCCGUCAUGUCAGGGGCAGUUCUGCAUUACCUCACUAUCGUCAUCAUGACCAAGGUGAAUCGGGUUAUAGCCGGCUAUCUGUGUAACCUGGAGAAACCUCGAACAUUCACAGAGCGAGAAAACAGUUUCACAACCAAAGUGUUCACAUUUCAGUUCGUUACACAUUUUUCAUCUCUCUUCUACGUGGCUUUCUUUCUGGGACGAAGGUACUUUAGCUACAAAUGGCGCCUUAUGAAGGAUCGGAGAUGCAGGGUGCAUGGGGAGGAUGGAUCUGAAGACUCCGCAGCAGAGUGUUGGAGGACCAACUACAGGCUGGGUGCUGUUCAUGUCUUCAGCCUGUUUGAUGAAUUCCUUGAAAUGGUGAUCCAGUAUAGCUUUACUACAAUCUUCGUGGCUGCUUUCCCUCUGGCACCGGUUCUUGCCUUUUUAAACAAUGUACUAGAGAUACGACUGGAUGCCAUCAAAAUGACACGUUUGCAACGCCGUUUUGUGCCGAGAAAAGCAAAUGACAUAGGUAUCUGGCUGCAGGUUCUGGAGGCAGUUGGGGUUCUUGCUGUCAUUACCAAUGGUUUGGUCAUUGCUGUCACAUCUGACUUCAUCCCCAGGCUCAUAUACCUCUAUGUUUAUGGACCUUGUGCCAAUGGAAACACAGAAGGAAUAAACUGUCUUUCGGGAUACGUUGAUUCCAGUUUGUCUGUAUUCUACACAAAAGAUUUUGAGGAUCUGACGCAGGUCUCGCGGUCUCUGUACACGAAUGUGACAGAGUGCAGGUACCGAGACUAUCGCUCUGCAGCCGAUUACAGCUUUUCAACACAGUUUUGGCACAUUUUCGCUGCCAGACUUGGUUUUCUCAUUGUGUUUGAGCACGUGGCCGUAUGUAUAAAAUUUGUCGCCGCCUGGUUUGUGCCAGACAUCCCUCAGCGAGUGGAAAACUAUAACCUUGACAUGAAAAAGCAACACCUGCUGGAGGAGCUCAGUAUGAUGCCAGAGGAAAGUGAUGAAUAUCACAAGGAGGGCAGCCCCAAUUCUUACAGGGAUUUUCUUAUGGACGACAGAAUGAUAGAACGUUCUACGGAGGUGUGAGAGGACGCCUGGCUCAGAGCAAUGAGAUACCGUGGAACUGGGACCUUUCUAUAGAUGUACAAAGCCUGCUCAAAGCACAGUGCUGGCAUAAGGCUGCUGGCUGGCCCCACACUUCAUUAUUGUUUUUUUAAUUCUAUUUUUUUGUAAAAUAAAUGGUUUUUUUUAUUACAAA
Xenopus tropicalis (tropical clawed frog) is the source of this 2365-nucleotide messenger RNA. It is a transcript of the gene ano9, whose product is annotated as anoctamin 9. Gene Ontology annotation, molecular function: protein dimerization activity. Bases 1 to 2193 code for a protein of 730 amino acids. Lineage: Eukaryota; Metazoa; Chordata; Amphibia; Anura; Pipidae. The transcript is spliced from 21 exons. The record is from RefSeq and is a predicted model, not a curated record. Gene Ontology annotation, cellular component: membrane; plasma membrane.